Molecule: messenger RNA, 2637 nt
Organism: Mugil cephalus (flathead mullet)
Lineage: Eukaryota; Metazoa; Chordata; Actinopteri; Mugiliformes; Mugilidae
Gene: fermt1
Product: FERM domain containing kindlin 1
Exons: 16
Coding region: 305-2308 (667 amino acids)
Biological process (GO): cell-matrix adhesion; integrin-mediated signaling pathway
Cellular component (GO): focal adhesion
Molecular function (GO): integrin binding
Source: RefSeq, a predicted model, not a curated record
GAAGAACUUUAUUUAAACAGCUGCAUUGACGGGGAUUGAUGCAGUCAUACACACCCCAGCCGAUUAGUAAUAGUCUGGAAAACGGUUUUAUGAACAACCCCGGCUGCUCUGCAACGUUACUCAGAGACACUGCCUACCUGGUCACUUCCUCCUCUUCCUCCCCCGCCUCCUCAACUCCACCUGUGUGAGUCUGAACGGGGCGUGUUUAACUCCCCAAGGAGCCUCAGUCCUGAUCCAGUCCGCUCCUCAACUAAUUUCUAGGAAUAAGGUCGCCGCUAGGAAUCUUUGAAUCGAGACCCGGGCCAUGAUCACAGCCGCAGAAUAUGGAGAAACGUCGUGGGAGCUGUCUGUGCAGGUGGAUCAAAAAGAAGGGGACGAGUCCAUGAAAUUCAAGCUGAGGGUGAAGGGAGACUUGCACAUCGGAGGCCUCAUGCUCAAACUGGUGGAGAAAAUCAAGGCCCCCCAGGAUUGGUCAGACCACGCUCUGUGGUGGGAACAGAAGAGCUGCUGGCUGCUCAAAACCCACUGGACCUUGGACAAGUACGGAAUCCAGGCCGAUGCUUUCCUGCGCUACACGCCCCAGCACAAGCCCCUGUUGCUGCAGCUUCCCAAUAUGAAAACCAUCAAAAUAACCGUCAGCUUCUCCAGCGUGGUCUUCAAAGUGGUGUCAGAAAUCUGCAGAAUGCUCAACAUCAGAAGACCAGAGGAGCUGUCCCUGCUGAAGCCUCCAGAUGAUCCCUCGAAGAAGAAGAAGAAAGAGAAGAACUCGCCACAGGACGACAUCUGGGACAUCGAUUUACUCAGUGGCGGACCAGCAGGAACAGGUCCUGCAUACAGUAAGACCAUGACAGCGACCUAUGACCCGGAGAAUGGGAUGCCCGUGUCUGCCACCAGCCUUUGGUUCGGAGAAAACCCUCUGGCUGACAGUCAGCCAAACUUACCGCCUGCUGAGCUGGCCAAGCUGUACAAGCCACUUUCACUAGUGGACAAAGCAAUCAACAAUGCAGGGUGGCUGGACUCAUCUCUUUCUCUCAUGGAGCAAGACAUUCAGGACGACGACAGGCUGCUGCUCCGCUUCAAGUACAACGUCUUCUUCGACCUCAAUCCUAAAUACGAUGCCGUCAGGAUAACUCAGCUAUACGAACAGGCUCGCUGGUCCAUCCUUCUGGAGGAGAUCGACUGCACAGAUGAGGAAAUGCUGAUGUUCGCUUCGUUACAGUAUCACAUUUGUAAACUGACCAUGUCAAGAGAACCGCUGGACCACUCCAAUGAACCUGAAAUCGAUGAAGUCGAGGCCGCCCUGUCUAACCUGGAGGUGACGCUCGAAGGCGGACUCACGGACAAAAUUCUGGAAGACAUUACAGACAUUCCAGAGCUGGCAGAUACCCUCCGGCUGUUAAGGCCCAAAAGAUUUACGCUGCGGCCAUACAAGGAGUACUGGUUUAUAUUCAAGGACACCACCAUCUCAUACUUCAAGAACAAGGAGGCCUCCCUUGGAGAACCAAUAGAGCAGUUCCAUCUCCGAGGAUGUGAGGUGGUCCCAGAUGUCAACGUCACAGACAAGAAGUUCGGCAUCAAGCUCCUGCUCCCAGUUGCUGAUGGAAUGAAUGAGGUUUACAUCCGAUGUGAUAAUGAAACUCAGUACGCCAAGUGGAAAGCUGCUUGCCUCCUCGCCUCCAAGGGCAAGACGAUGGCCUACAGCUCCUACAAGUCAGAAGUGAAGAACAUCCAGGCCUUCCUGCAAAUGAAGAGCCUGGCGCCCCCUCCUGGUCAGGCAGCUCCGGACCUUGAUUCCAUGGACAUGAAUGCUGAAUGUUUUGUUUCUCCGCGCUACACCAAGAAGCACAAGAGCAAACAGCUGACGGCACGCAUCCUGGAGGCCCAUCAGAACAUAGCACGGCUGUCACUAGUGGAGGCCAAGAUGCGCUUUAUCCAGGCCUGGCAGUCGCUUCCAGAGUUUGGCAUCAGAUACUACAUCGUCAGAUUCAAGGGGAGCAAGAAGGAUGAAAUUCUGGGGAUAUCCUAUAACCGCCUGAUUCGUCUUGACAUGUCAACUGGUCUGCCCGUCACCACGUGGAGGUUCGCCAACAUGAAGCAGUGGAACGUCAACUGGGAGAUAAGACAGGUGACCAUAGAAUUUGACCAGAAUGUGACAAUAGCCUUCUGCUGUUCGAGCUGCGACUGCAAGGUGGUCCACGAGUUCAUCGGCGGUUACAUCUUCCUGUCUACGCGAUCUAAAGACCAGAACGAAACGCUGGACGAAGAACUGUUCCAUAAACUUACUGGAGGUCAAGAUGAGCAAAGAUGAAUACACCUGUGCAUCUUAUGGAGUAUGUCUUCUUUAUUCACUUAACACGUUGCAGCACACAUCUGAGUGAAUCACUGGCAAAAGAAAAUGCAAUGCUCAAUCACAGUCACAGAGAAAUGACAUAUUUUCAAUCAAAAAAAAAACAUUAUUCUUGUUUUUUUUUUAUGUCAUUGAAAAGUCGGCUGUAAACGUUUACAGCAAUGCACUAGAAAAAUGUCGAUGUGAAUAUGUAGUAAAAGUUUGUCUUAGUUUGCCAUAGUUUGAAGAUACUGUAUGUCCUCAUUUCAAAUGCAAAAAAGUAAAUCAUUAAAGGAUGUUUUUAUAUUUUA